Pleuronectes platessa (European plaice) is the source of this 2112-nucleotide messenger RNA. RefSeq names its product chromosome 13 C7orf25 homolog (gene c13h7orf25). The record is from RefSeq and is a predicted model, not a curated record. The transcript has 5 exons. Lineage: Eukaryota; Metazoa; Chordata; Actinopteri; Pleuronectiformes; Pleuronectidae. Bases 733 to 1977 code for a protein of 414 amino acids.
CUGAAAAUCCUCCCGGAGUCUCUUCCUCCCUGUCAGCGGAGCCGAUGAAGUGUCAGCUAGCUUUAGCGGUUAGCCGUUAGCCGCUAGCACACCUGGAGAGGACCCGCGGGUUAAAGCUCACACGUCACAACUGCCGUACAAAUACAUAGAAACCUCAGAGACACAUGUGAGGAUCUGUCUCCCACCAUACAGACCAGAUCCACUAUAGUCCACAGUCAUUGUCCACUGCCGCCAGUUAGGAUCAAUCCUCAGCCGCCACCUCGGUCCUGGUCCACCACCAUUAUCUGACGCCAACGCGACAGUGGAUCCUCCAUUACCACUACGAUCAGCCCACACGAUAUAGAAUCCACCAAACUGGAUCCACCACCGCGACCUCUGAUGCACGAUCCACAAAUCGUGAUCCAUGGUGCGGCACUGGAUCUGCAGGGAUGAAGAAGAGGAAGGAGAAGCUGGAAAGAGAAGCUCCGUGUGUCAUGUGUCAUAAAGUCCCUUUGCACCAUCAGGUGUGUUUGACUUGUAAUCAAUGACACAAUGAUACAGGCUGAACCUGAGGCUACACUGAGGCUCAAGAUGGUGUCUGCCUCCAGAACUGAAAGUGGUAGAUGAUUCCACAGCCGAGGGGCUUGAUGGCUGAAAGCUCUGGCUCCUCCUCUACUUCUAGAGACUUUAGGGACGACAGCCUGAGUUCUGGGAGCGGAGUGCUCUAGUGGGUUGAUAAGGUGUGAUGCUGUCAUGUCCAUGCAGCUGGCAGUACAGGAGAGGAUCGGCUCUGCUCAGGUGUUGCUCCAGCGGGCAGAGCAGCUUUGUCCGGGUGUGGAGGGUCACCAGAAGCUCUGUGGCAAACUGCGAGCCGAGCUGCGCUUCCUGCGGCGGGUGGAGGCCGGAGAGCUGCAGGUAAAAGAGUCUCACCUGCACAGCACCAACCUGACUCACCUGACAGCCAUCGUUGAGUCAGCCGAGAGUCUGGAGGACGUGGCGGCUCUGCUGCAUGUCUUCACCUACCAGGAUACCUUUGGCUGCCGCCAGACGCUAGUGGUGGACGUGGUAGCGAAUGGGGGACACACCUGGGUGAAGGCAGUGGGUAGGAAGGCAGAGGCUCUACACAACAUCUGGCAGGGGCGGGGUCAGUAUGGAGACAAGAGCAUCAUCAGUCAGGCAGAGGACUUUCUGCAAGCCAGUCGCCAGCAGCCUGUCCAUUACCGAGACCCCCAGAUCGUUUUUGCCUUUUACAACGGCGUCUCCUGCCCUAUGGCGGACCGACUCAGGGACAUGGGUGUCUCUGUGCGUGGGGACAUUGUUGCUGUCAAUUCUGUGGCGAUAGAAGAAGGCAGAGAAGAAGAGGCUGAGGAGGAUGAUGGGGAGGCAGCAGAAGAAGACCAUGAAGAGGAAAUGGAGGCGUGUGAGCUGACCCGCGUUGACCGCGGCACAGUGGUGGCCAGCCUGGCAUUUCCUGUCAAGGUGCAGGUGGAGGAGUGUCAGCGGGUGAACCUGGACAUCACCACACUCAUUACCUAUGUGUCGUCACUGAGCCACGGCCACUGUCACUUCACCUUCAGAGAGCCAGUGCUGACGGAGCAGGCCGCUCAGGAGCGCCACCUGCAGGUGCUGCCGCAGCUCGACACCUUCAUGUCAGGAAAGGAGCUGUUCGCCUGCCGCGCGGCUGUUUCUGACUUCAAGCUGAUCCUGGACACGCUGGGGGGGCCGGGCGAGAAGGAGCGCGCUGAGAAGUUGCUGGCCCGCCUCCACCUGGUGGAUGACCAGCCAUCAGAGCGAACUCUGCGUCUCACCCCCAGUGCCAAGGUCAACCAGCGCUCGCUCACCAUCUUUGGGACUGGAGACACGCUGAGAGCCGUUACCAUGACGGCAAACAGCCGAUUUGUUAGGGCGGCAGCCAAUCAGGGCGUCCGAUACAGCGUGUUCGUCCACCAACCACGUGCCCUGACGGAGGGCAAGGAGUGGAGGGCCACACCCAUCUGACACAGAGACUUCCUGUGAUGGGACUGAUUGGAGUUUGAUUCAGUUAAAUAAUAUGAACCUGAUCAGAUGACUUGUAUUUGUGUUCAUGAAUUAAUUAUCUAUAUUCACUUAUCAAUAAAGCAUUAAUAAAACACA